AUGUCUUACUUCACAGCUAAUACCCUAUUCCCUACAUCAGUCGCCCCAAUACCCAACGGCUUCGCAGCACAAAUGCACGACAAGUCGAAACAGAAAAAUAUUUUUCUUGACGUCAGCCCUAUGCGUACACCUUAUCUGAAACCCUCUUCGACGAACGUAAUUGAUCCUAUGAAGAAUAACUUCAUGACUCACACCAUCUCAAAGGACGUCAUCUACGAAAACAUCAAGCCAGUGUUUAUCUUACUUCGUAUACUGGGCGUUUUGCCUUUGUCGAAGCCAUCAGCAGCAUUAAACCAGUUCAAUUUAUUAUCUGCCGCCAUGCUUUAUUCCGUCAUUGUCUUCAGCUCAUUAAUUGGCUACGUCAUAUACCUGUCCCUCUACAAAGUUCAAAUCUUGCGCACUACUGAUGGAAAAUUCGAGGAAGCUGUGAUCGAGUAUCUUUUCACUGUGUAUUUGUUUCCAAUGAUAGCGAUUCCCAUAAUGUGGUUCGAGACGAACAAAAUAGCUGGCGUGCUUAACAGCUGGAUCGAUUUCGAGAUUGCUUACAAGCAGCUGACUGGUCGUAUGCUCAUAAUAAGGCUGUACAGAAAAGCGCUUAUAAUUGCGGUCGUUAUCCCGGUUUUAUCAACUACUUCGGUCAUAAUAACCCACGUGACCAUGGUUCAUUUCCAACUCAUGCAGAUCAUCCCUUACGUUUUCUUAGAAAUACUGACGUACAUUUUAGGAGGUUAUUGGUAUUUGCUCUGCGAAACAUUGAGUGUUUGCGCCAAUAUUGUGGCUGAGGAUUUCCAAAUAGCACUUCGUAAUAUUGGACCUGCUGGAAAAGUAGCCGAUUACCGUGCAUUGUGGCUGCGAUUAAGCAAACUAGCUCGAGACACCGGAAUUGCGAAUUGCUACACGUUUACAUUCGUCAAUCUCUACUUAUUCCUGAUCAUCACUCUUUCUAUCUACGGCCUACUCAGUCAGAUCUCCGAAGGUUUUGGCACCAAAGAUAUUGGAUUAGCGAUGACAGCAUUUUGCAGCAUUUUCCUCUUAUUUUUCAUAUGUGACGAAGCUCAUUACGCUUCUCAUAAUGUGAGAACGAACUUUCAGAAGAAAUUGUUGAUGGUAGAGCUGACGUGGAUGAACGCUGAUGCGCAAACAGAAGUGAACAUGUUCCUUCGAGCAACUGAAAUGAACCCUUCUCAGAUCAGCCUGGGUGGUUUCUUUAACGUCAAUCGCAACCUCUUCAAAUCCCUACUAGCGACAAUGGUGACCUAUCUAGUGGUACUACUCCAAUUCCAGAUCAGCAUCCCAGAAGAGGGUCGAGAACAAUCGGAUGAGACCUUCUCUAAUGCAACGGAACCAGUCACAGAGACGACAACCACUUUUACCACUCUCACCUCUAUGCUAACCACAAUUGUGAAGAAGAAAAAGAAACAUUAA
Molecule: messenger RNA, 1425 nt
Organism: Hyposmocoma kahamanoa
Lineage: Eukaryota; Metazoa; Arthropoda; Insecta; Lepidoptera; Cosmopterigidae
Gene: Gr63a
Product: gustatory and odorant receptor 24
Exons: 5
Coding region: 1-1425 (474 amino acids)
Biological process (GO): sensory perception of taste
Cellular component (GO): membrane; dendrite; neuronal cell body
Source: RefSeq, a predicted model, not a curated record